GGCCGAAGUCCCCUCUGGCCGCUGGGGACAGGGGCAACUAACAGACCUUCCUAUACCCCAUCCAUCGGGGGCAGGGGCAAUUAACAAACGCCCUCAUCCACCGUCUAUGGGAGGCUGGGGCAAUUAGCCCUUCCAUGUCUCUACCAUAGAGCAGGGGCGAUUAACAGGCCUGCCCUCCCUCAGUCUGAGCAGAAACAAAAUCAGCCCCCAGUGCUCUGCGCCCCCAGCCCCGUCAGGGCCCGGGUCCCAGGGCUCCCCCCGCGGACGGGGCGGAGUUGCACGGAUCCUGCUGCAGUGGGGCAGCGCUAUUUAAAGGGCCUCAGGGCCGGGCGACGCUUGCUCGCGUCCUGCAAGAUGCUGCCAGUGGCUGGCAGCCGGGAGCCCCGCGCCCCCUUUAAGCAGCGGAAAUGCUUCGCUACCAGGAAACGCGAAGUAGCAGCGGUCCGCUCCAGGUUCCCCAGCAAACUCCCGGUGAUCCUGGAGCGGUACCCUAAGGAGAAGAUGCUGCCAGCUUUGGAUAGGACCAAGUUCCUGGUUCCCCAGGAGCUGACCAUGGGUCAGUUUGUGACCAUUAUCCGAAACAGGAUGUCCCUCAGCUCCACCCAGUCGUUCUACUUGCUGGUGGAUGGUAGCCGGAGCCUGGUCAGCAUGUCACUCACCAUGGCUGAAGUGUACACACUGAACCGAGAUGAGGAUGGGUUCCUCUAUAUGACCUACGCCUCCCAGGAGAUGUUUGGCUAAGGCUUCUGGUUGUCUUGGACUCCUGCACCUCUGAGAGAAGCCAUUGUUGCCCAUUCGAAUGUUGCUACUUGGUAAAUGGGAUCAUUCCACCCUAUCUAGUCAGAAUAGGAAUGACAUUCCUGCCUGGCCGGGGGGGAGGGGGCAUCUACCCGGGUGUGCUGACACCAAGGAACCUGCCUAUUUCCUCUCUGCCCCAUGUGACUGCCUGAAUGGUUUUGCUCCAAAGGGAACACUGCCUCCAGAGUAAGGACCCCUUCAGCCCUUACCCUGAGUCAUGCAGUCCCCAUGGGAUGGCCUUAUGUUGUGAGGAAUAGUUACACCUACCAGCCUCUUGCACUGUGCAUGAUUCCCCUCACCAUGAGACCAAAAGGAUCCCACUAAUUAAAGGUGGCAUCGGAAGAUGCUGGUCAGUGCUGGCUCUGAGUUCCUGCUGCACCACCUGGGGCUGAUAAAAGCCCAGUCUAUUCCCUCUGAUUUUGGGGUGGAUCUGAGGAGGUGAAAGAUGACUUCAUCUUAUUUUGAGAGCUGUCUUCCAGCAACUUUUCUAGCCCCUCUAUUGACCACCCUUGUAAUCCCUGAGCAGGGUGAUCCUCCUCCUCAAGGCUAGCCCUAGCUGUGCGGUAGGGCCGAUCCUCCUGUAAUGGAGGCUCUCAUUUGUGCAGGGGGGAAAGGUAACCUUGCACUUGGCUUAAGCACUGUCUGUCCUUUAGACUGCAUGUGUGCUCACGUGAGAUUCAGAAGUACACCCUGUAGCCACCAGUUAACCCUGUUAAAUGUUUCUGUAAAUGCUUAUCUGUGUGAAAUGGGACUGGCAAUCCAAUCCAGCAUGGCUGAGCCACUGCAGUUCCUGAGAGUAAUGAUUGCAUUGGGAGGGCACAGAGCAAUCCCUGCCAGGUGCAAGCAGCUCAUGCUACCCAAGCCAGUAGAGAGGACUGAGGGGAGUGUGCCAAUUAUAGCUGUAUUUAGAGCACAUGGUCCCUUGGUCUAUUAUCCGGUGCAAAUAACCCACUGUCUUGGGUAGAGGUUCUGUGCUUUGGAGAACCCCACAACUUUUUAGCAGCUCCCUGUAUGAGGGUUGUUUAGCA
This is a messenger RNA of Pelodiscus sinensis (Chinese soft-shelled turtle), 1826 nucleotides long. RefSeq names its product microtubule-associated protein 1 light chain 3 gamma-like. The record is from RefSeq and is a predicted model, not a curated record. NCBI's taxonomy places the organism in Eukaryota, Metazoa, Chordata, Testudines, Trionychidae.